Messenger RNA from Aspergillus pseudoviridinutans, 3669 nucleotides. Its product is annotated as putative leucine permease transcriptional regulator (SAC3). The record is from RefSeq and is a predicted model, not a curated record. Gene Ontology annotation, cellular component: cytoplasm; nucleus; transcription export complex 2. Lineage: Eukaryota; Fungi; Ascomycota; Eurotiomycetes; Eurotiales; Aspergillaceae. Gene Ontology annotation, biological process: mRNA export from nucleus. The coding region runs from base 1 to 3669 and encodes 1222 amino acids. The transcript has 6 exons.
AUGGCAGGCCCAGCGAACCCGUUCGCUGGCCUCGCCCAGAAAGAUGGAACAACGGCCCAGGCGGGUCGAGGGCGCGGUGGAUCAUUCAGUCGGGCUACUCCCUACCAGUCCAAAUCAUCCAACGCGCGUGGCCGAGGCCGAGGAGCCUCGUCGGCAAUGAGAUCUCUCCGUGGUCAUGGCCGAGGCGCUGGUCCCGCGACUAACACCUGGCGCAAACCGGACUCAAACGUGGCUCCCGCAGGAGCUGCCGCAUCGCCUUUCUCCCAGUUGAAGCAGAGCCAACCCUCUUCUUCUCCAUUUGGUGGACAGGCUCCGCAGCAGAAACCGGCAUUUCCUGGGUUUGCGAAUGGCUCAUCUGGUGCAUUUGGGGCAGCCUCUGGAUUUUCUGGGAGUAUGGUCGAUUCUAGCAGAGACCCUCGACUACAAUUUCCGUCAAAUGGAACGACUGGUGUGAACGGCUCUGCUGUGCCAGUGGAAGACAUGGCAAUUUUGAACAGUUACAAUGACCGAUAUGAAAAGCUCAAGCUUGAUAGGGCGAAGCAAAGGGAACAGGCAAUCAGGAAAGGGCAGAUGGCGGAUCCCAAUCAACCUACUUCCCUGAAUCAAGCAAUUACACCCGUCGGCACCUGCACGAGCAUGUGUCCCGAGUUUGAGCGGGUUGAGCGCAUCGUCCAGAAGAUGGUAGACAAAAGCGAAAAGUUUCUUCAUCCUGCGACAAACACAUUGCAGAAUAUGGAAACGAAAAUGCUCAAACGCUUCAGAAGAUCAGCUGCCGGCUACGACGAACAGCUUCCUUCCGAUAUUCGCACACCGAAGGCACUCCUUCAGUCAACCAACUAUCUGAUUCGACAUAUCCUUGGUGGUUCUGAUCCUCUUGGCUUGAUUCACAAGUUUGUCUGGGAUCGGACACGAUCGAUUCGUAAUGAUUUCUCCGUGCAGCAGCUCACCCAGGAGGAGGACGUGAAGAUAGCAGUCACAUGCCUGGAGAGAAUAGCCCGGUUCCACAUAGUGUCUCUUCACCUACUCUCUAGUCCUGCGAACGAAGAGCCUUUUGACCGCCACCAGGAACGAGAACAACUCAACAAUACCAUGUUGUCGCUGAUGUACUAUUACGACGACAAUCGAGGGCGCAUUGUGUUUCCCAACGAGGACGAGUUCCGGGCCUAUUACAUUAUCUUCUCCAUUCACGACCAGCGACCGGAUUUAGAAGCCCGCGUCCAGAAAUGGCCUGCAGAGCUACGCAGUUCGCCUCGGGUUCAAGUAGCCCUUGAAUUGUUCGCCGCUGCUGGCAACACAUGGGAGUAUCAAGGCACCCUAGAUGCCAAACGACCCAACGCCAUUGCACAGGGUUUCUACGCACGCUUUUUUAACUUGGUUGAUUCUCCAGCUGUCUCGUAUCUGAUGGCCUGUGUUGCCGAAACCUAUUUCAACCACAUGCGCCAAACGGCUAUCCGUUCAAUAUGGAAAGGAUACUGUCGUUAUCCCGCUUCUCAACAGCACAAGAAUGAGGAGUGGACCGUCGACGAACUGACCAAAGUCUUACACUUUGAUGAAGACAGCCAAACAAUCGGAUUCUGUGAAGAGCAAGAUCUGCAGUUUGCUGAAAAUUCUCAUGGUAAUCUUUAUCUCAACUGGGGCAACCGUCCGGUUGACUCGAUUGCCUUCCAGCCGUCUUCCGAACACUCAUUCUCAGAAAAGUAUGUCGAGUCGAAGCGAGCAGGCAGAAGCAUGGUUGCGAUUAUACUCGGCUUGAAUAUAAAAGAAGCGGCAACUCUAGGAAUGAUCGACAGCUCUUUUCUGCCGCAGCGCUCACUGGCACUACCAGCCCCCGAGCCAGAAGCGCCCACAGACGAUGAUGCUCUCUUUGUGAGUGACGACGACAAUGAAAUGCGACCUCCAGCCAUCCAAACGAACGGUACUGUCUCGCAGGGUGGUGUCUUUACUGAGUCUCCCGCAUCAGCUUCAAGCCUGCGCAACGCAUUCACAGAACUUUCACAGAGUACAACAAAUGCAGAAGCGACACCUACGCAAAGCAAUCCGAUUUCUUCGAUUACACAAACGACCAAUAUAACCCAAACUCCCGAGCCGGCCAAGACCUUUUCGUCCUUGUUCUCUGGCACUAGUUCAGCCGGUGCCACAACGGCGCCCACAGUUGCGCCUUCUAACCCCUUUGCUAGCAUAUCUUCGCCCUUUACGCCGUUUAAGACUCCGGUGACUGAGCAGAAGGCCCCAACCUUGCCUGCUGCAUCCAGUAGUCAGCAACCAACCUCGAUCUUUUCGACCGGAACAUACAAUUUUACCCCAGGAAAGCCUGACACAACCCCUGCAUCAGCUACUUCCCAGUUCAAAGUACCAAACCUCUUGCAACCCUCUACAGCACCUACGGCUUCACCGCUCGGCCUUCUUCAAACACCAUCAGUAUUUAGACCUGAUCAGGCUCCUGCCCAGACCUCUGCUCAGCCCUCGACAAGCAUUUUUGAUACUGGCAAACCAUCCUCUGCUCCGCAGUUUUCAAGCUCUGUCUUCAGUCUCGCUGGUCAGAAUGCUCUUCCCGGAAAAUCGGAAGCUGAAAAGCCUCAACCAAGUCUUUUCAAUCCUGCGGAGACCACGUCCCCACCGUCUCCAUUUGCGCAAGCAAGUAACCUAUUCGCUCCAGCGAAAGUCGAUUCACCGGCAGCUGUCCACCCUGUUCAUUCAACCAAUGUUUUCUCAUUUGCGAAGCCCGAGAUACAGGCACCCAAACAGAAACCAGCCGAUGCGAUUGAGAGUUUGAAGUCUCCACAGGAAAAGGAAGUCCUGGAACAGAAUGCACCAGCAGACGAACCUGUGCCGCCUCGUGUGGAAGAUGUCGCUGAGCAGCAGCAACCUCGGCCAGUAUUCCUAAAGCCUAGCUCACCUGAACCUGUUAGCGCCACAUUGCCCUCUCCUGCAGAACCUAGCACAGUGGGUGUUGUUCAAGAAGAUGUUUCCGUUCGCGUCUCCCCCGAGCCGACCUCAAAGGAAGACGAAAACCCAGCGUUAGAAGAUGAACGACGUCUUGCGUGGCUAGAUACCCUGAAAGAAGCUGCCGAUAAAAGGCGACAGACCUCCUCAACAAGUCGCAAGCGCAUUCUCCACGAAGAAGAUGAACAAGAAUUGAAACAGAGCGAGCCAAAGGCGCCCAAAAUAGCCAAACCUGAGGCUCCUACUCCACGCAAAGUGUCUAUGGCAUUGUCUUCGAUUAAACCUCUUCCCAAACUUCCCAUAUUGGAACAGAUUGAGGCCAUGACAGCUCGAAAGCCUACAAAGGAGGAGAAACCUGAAGUUCCAAAGCCUCGCCAAGUUGACGAAGAUGAACUCCUCCUUUCCGCUGCCCGAAUUGCCGCAGAAUCACUCAGGAGCGGGCCGAGGCUUCUCGACCAUUGGUCGACAUACCCUGAGCCUCGAAGCUCCGUUUUCAGCCCGCGCAGCAGCUUUUCAUCUUCGCACUCUUUCUCCCGAAGUCAGUCGCCGAAUUCAUACCAAGUCAAUGGAUACGAUGUUGCUCUUGCCCCUGAUAGAGACUUGGGACUAGGACGUACCCUGUCCCGAACGGAACAGAGAAUUCGCCUUACCGGGGGCAAGGGCCUAGCAUAUAAGCCGCUGAACUUCACACCGGAGAAGAAAAGUAAAGGAGCAGGCAAGAAAUAG